Messenger RNA from Oncorhynchus kisutch (coho salmon), 5657 nucleotides. RefSeq names its product fibroblast growth factor receptor 1-A. Gene Ontology annotation, cellular component: plasma membrane; signaling receptor complex. Gene Ontology annotation, biological process: positive regulation of kinase activity; fibroblast growth factor receptor signaling pathway; positive regulation of cell differentiation. Gene Ontology annotation, molecular function: fibroblast growth factor receptor activity; ATP binding; fibroblast growth factor binding. The coding region runs from base 696 to 3245 and encodes 849 amino acids. The transcript has 18 exons. The record is from RefSeq and is a predicted model, not a curated record. NCBI's taxonomy places the organism in Eukaryota, Metazoa, Chordata, Actinopteri, Salmoniformes, Salmonidae.
GAUGGUCCGGGGGAAGGCUUCCACGAAUCUGGAAUCUCGUUGUCUGUAUGCAGUAAUUUGGCCGGGGGUGGUCGAGGGCAGCCUGAGUUGAGAGAAGUUAGACAUGAACGCACAAUUAAAACAAUUUAAUAUCGAGUCUUUCAGCCAGUAAAACCCCAGCAAAGGAACUUUUGGAGUCGGGUUGACUGUUUCUUCGUGAGCUAAUGGAUUUAUGAAAACGACGAACGGAUCUUCUAUCGCUUCUAAAAUCUCUUAGAAUUGAAGUGGGAAUAUUGCACACCUUUUCGUACUUUUCGUACCGAAAGGUACAACUAGACUUAAUCACAUUUUAUAGUAGCUAAUGUAGUCCUAUCCUACAUUUUUUUCUUUCUACGUUUUUACCUUGUACAUUUUGAAGGUCUGGGAUUGGGUCAGACUUCUCCCUGGAGGAAGCUUUCUUUUGAUGCUUUGCGCAUUGUUUUCUUUUCUUUUGGGCAAGUUGGGUAAACGUGGGAAAAGUAUAAUAUAUUGUAAAAGUUUCCUCGUUUAAUACCGCAUAUUUACGGGUUAAAAUAAACUACGUUGGAUAUUCAAGCUUUUGUAAAAGAAAAAAUUAACAUCAAAUCUCGGAGUACAACAUUUUUCUACGCUGGCAGUUUCGUCGCCUCUCGAGGGUUUUGUCAAAAAAGUUUGGCACAGUGAAUGCCUCAGUGCUGAUGCCCCAGAGGUCCGGAUGGAGUUCCAGUCACAGAGUAAUCAACAGCUGUAGCGCACCCCACAGGAUGUUUGCGGUGCAGAGUAUGCUGGUGGUUCUGGCCUUUCUUGCCCAGAUUUUACCCUCCCAGGCCCGGCCUGCCAUCCCAGAUGAAGUCGUCUCUGCACCACCUGUGAAAAUCCAAGCAGAGCUUUACACCCUGUACCCUGGAGACCGACUGGAGCUGAAAUGUAGCACUGAGUCAGUCAAUUGGACCAAGGAUGACACAUUGGUGGUGGAUGGGGAGCACACACGUUUACGAGACGGCCAACUGGAGAUCGAGGGGGUGGAGCCGGCUGACUCGGGCCUGUACACCUGCGUCGCCUUUGGCAACCACAGCUCCUACUUCUCUGUCAAUGUCACAGUUGAUAUCCUGGCAUCCUCUGAAGAUGAAGAAGAGGAGGAUGAGUCUUCCUCAGAGGAGGCAAAGCUGUCUAGCAGUCAAAAGCUUUUGCCAAUGGCCCCUCAGUGGGCUCAGCCAGAGAAGAUGGAAAAAAAGUUGCAUGCUGUCCCAGCCAGUAAGACUGUCAAGUUCCGCUGCCAGGCCAGUGGGAACCCUACCCCAACACUCAAGUGGUUCAAGAACGGCAAGGAGUUCAAGAGGGAUCAGCGCAUCGGGGGCUUCAAGGUUCGAGAACACAUGUGGACCAUAAUCAUGGAGUCUGUAGUGCCAUCCGACAAGGGAAACUACACCUGUGUAGUAGAAAACCAACAUGGAAGCAUUAACCACACUUACCAGCUGGAUGUUGUUGAGCGUUCCCCCCACAGACCCAUCCUGCAGGCGGGACUGCCAGCCAAUAACACUGCGGUGGUGGGCAGUGAUGUGGAGUUUGAGUGUAAGGUGUUCAGCGACCCCCAGCCUCACAUCCAGUGGCUGAAGCACAUCGAGGUCAAUGGAAGCCGCGUGGGCCCUGAUGGCUUACCCUACGUCCGUGUCCUCAAGCACUCUGGGGUUAAUAGCUCGGACACUCAGGUGUUGACCCUCUACAAUGUCACUGAGGAGGAGAGCGGGGAGUAUAUAUGUAAAGUGUCCAAUUAUAUAGGCGAGGCCAAUCAGUCAGCCUGGCUGACCGUCAUCAGGCAUGAGGCCCAAGCAGUCCCCCCUUCUCCACCACCCAACCAAACCUACCUGGAAGUGCUGAUCUACUGUGUGGGCUUCUUCCUCAUUGCUGUCAUGGUGGCCGUGGCCAUCAUCUUAAAGAUGCGCAGCUCGUCCAAGAAGAGUGACUUCAGCAGUCAGCUGGCUGUCCACAAGCUGGCUAAAAGCAUCCCCCUGCGCAGACAGGUAACAGUGUCAGUGGACUCUAGCUCCUCCCUCCACUCCGGGGUGAUGUUGGUGCGGCCCUCCCGCCUCUCAUCCAGCGGCUCUCCUAUGCUGUCUGGGGUGUCUGAGUACGAGUUGCCCCAGGAUCCACGCUGGGAGCUGCCCAGAGACCGACUGGUGCUGGGGAAACCCUUGGGAGAAGGCUGCUUUGGCCAGGUGGUGAUGGGAGAGGCUGUAGGGAUGGACAAAGAGAAGCCAAACAGGAUCACCAAAGUGGCCGUGAAGAUGCUCAAAUCUGAUGCUACAGAGAAAGACCUGUCAGAUCUGAUCUCUGAGAUGGAGAUGAUGAAGAUCAUUGGGAAGCACAAGAACAUCAUUAACCUGCUGGGAGCCUGUACCCAGGAUGGUCCUCUCUAUGUUAUUGUGGAGUAUGCCUCCAAGGGAAACCUCCGGGAGUACCUGAGAGCUCGGCGUCCACCAGGCAUGGAGUACUGCUACAACCCUGACCAGGUGCCCAUAGAGAACAUGUCUAUCAAAGACCUGGUGUCCUGUGCCUACCAGGUGGCCCGCGGCAUGGAGUACCUGUCCUCUAAGAAGGUAACAUCAGGAUCCGACUCUACGUACAUCAGCACAUGUAUCCACAGAGACCUGGCUGCCCGCAACGUACUGGUGACUGAGGACAAUGUGAUGAAGAUCGCAGACUUUGGCCUGGCCAGAGAUAUCCACCAUAUUGAUUACUAUAAGAAGACCACCAAUGGUCGUUUGCCAGUCAAGUGGAUGGCCCCAGAAGCUCUAUUUGACCGGAUAUACACGCACCAAAGUGAUGUAUGGUCUUUCGGGGUGCUGCUGUGGGAGAUCUUCACACUGGGGGGCUCGCCGUACCCGGGGGUUCCUGUGGAGGAAUUGUUCAAGCUGCUGAAGGAGGGCCACCGCAUGGACAAGCCCUCCACCUGCACCCAUGAACUAUACAUGAUGAUGAGGGACUGCUGGCAUGCUGUUCCCUCUCACCGGCCCACGUUCAAACAGCUGGUGGAAGACCUGGACCGCACCCUGGCCAUGACGUCCAACCAGGAGUACUUGGAGCUGUCUGUGCCUCUGGACCAGUAUUCCCCCAGCUACCCUGACACACGCAGCUCCACCUGCUCCUCGGGCGAGGACUCGGUCUUCUCCCACGAUGCUGGUGCUGAGGAGCCCUGCCUGCCAAAGUUCCCUCCCCACUCCAAUGGGGUGGCCAUCAAGAAACGCUGAUACCUCACUCCCCUCAAAUACCAAAUAUUCAUUUUCCUGUGUUCUCCUCUGCACAACUGGCCUGGUAUGGAUAUUUCCCACCCUCCCAGAGACUAGGUAACACACCAGUGGAGAUUGUGAUGGGCUUACUUACUUCUGAAAUGUUUAAACCGACCGGUAGGGCAUCAAGAACUCAAGGCAGUUUGCUUGCUCGUGGAUGAGGUGGAAAUGUUUUCAGGGCACUUUGUAUUGCUGGGAUUUUCUUUCUGUUUGUGUCAAACAGUGCAGGAGAAAGAAACACUCACUAAUUUCUCUACUCUGAGCAUUCCACUGAACAAGGGAAACAGACAGGAUUGAAUUGAAAGGAUUAUGAAAUGGAUGGAUCAGAGUUAGAAUUAUGUCUGUUGUAUUUGUUAAUCAAUAAUAAAUGACCAAUUCCAGAGAAUAUAUUACCAAGGGACAUUCAUACAUUGUAUACACUAUAUAUACAAAAGUAUGUGGGCAUGCUUUCAAAUGAGUGGAUUCGGCCAUUUCAUCCACAUCUGUUGCUGUCCGGUGUAUAAAAUCGAGAACACAGCCAUGUAAUCUUCAUAGACAAACAUCAGCAGUAGAAUGGCCUUACUGAAGAGCUCAGUGACUUUCAACGUGGCACCGUCAUAGGAUGCCACCUUUCCAACACGUUACGUUAUCACAUUUCUGCCCUGCUAGAGUGGCCCCGGUCAACUGUAAGUGCUGUUAUUGUAAAGUGGAAAUGUCUAGGAGCAACAACGGCUCAGCCGUGAAGUGGUAGAACACACAAGCUCACAGAAUGGGAGUGCUGAAGCAUGUAAAAAUCCUUGGUCCUUGGUUGCAACACUCACUAUCAAGUUCCAAACUGCCUCUGGAAGCAACGUCAGCACAAUAACUGUUUGUCGGGAGCUUCAUGAAAUGGGUUUCCAUGGCCGAGCAGCCGCACUCAAGCCUAAGCUCAACAUGCGCAAUGCCAAGCAUCUGCUGGAGUGGUGUAAAGCUCGCCCCCAUUGGGCUCUGGAGCAUUGGAAACGAGUUCUCUGGAGUGAUGAAUCACGAUUCACAUCUGGCAGUCCGUCGGACUAAUCUGGGUUUGGCGGAUGCCAGAAGAACGCUAUCUGCCCCAAUGCAUAGUGCCAACUGUAAAGCUUGGUGGAGGAGGAAUAAUGGUCUGGGCUGUUUUUCAUGGUUCGGGCUUGGCCCCUUCGUUCCAGUGAAGGGAAAUAUUAACGCUACAGCAUACAAACAUUCUACACGAUUCUGUGCUUCCAACUUUGUGGCAACAGUUUGGACAAUGCCCCUGUGCACAAAGCGAGGUCCAUACAGGAAUGGUUUGUCGAGAUCGGUGUGGAAGAACUUGACUGGCCUGCACAGAACCCUGACCUCAACCCCAUCGAACACCUUUGGAAUUAAUUGGAAUGUCGACUGCGAGCCAGGCCUAAUCGCCCAACAUCAGUGCCUGACUUUACUAAUGCUCUUGUGGCUGAAUGGACGCAAGUCUCCGCAGCAAUGUUCCAACAUCUAGUGCAAUGUCUUCCAAGAAGAGUGGACGCUGUUAUAGCAGCAAAGGGGGGAACAACUGCAUAUUCAUGCCCUUGAUUUUGGAAUGAGAUGUUCAACGAGCAGUCCACAUACUUUUGGUUAUGUGGUGUAUGUUGGGUCAGUGGUCAGUUAUUCUUUCAAACUAGUAUGUCCUUGUAAAUACAGUUAGGCAUUAAUAAGAAUAUAUAUAUAUUUACACUGUUCUUGUUUUUAUUACCAUAUUUGUUUUGUUUUUGUACAAGGAUGCUCAUGUUUGAUCCAUUUCAGUAUAAUCCAUAGGGGAGUUUGCUACAUGAAAUUACUUUUAAAUUGUAUUGAAUAUUUCAUGGCCAGUUUUUGCUGUCUCAAUUCUUUGUCAGCUUUGCUUUUUUUCCUUUAAUCAAUCAGCCGCUUAACCAUUAGUGGAAACAUUCUACGUAUAUUUUUAUUUUCAAGUACAAAUGUUUUUCAUGUCAACCUGCAAUACAGCGUUAUUCUUAGCUCCACGUCCGUAGUUGAUGUCGAUUAGAGAAACCAGCAAUGUUCUCUCACUGAAAUCCAUGCUGUAGUAGUUUGUGCCUGUGUGAGGGUGUUCGUCUUUUAUGUACCUCUUCUCAUUGAUGAACGGUCGUUUAUUUUAAGUAUGAUCACAGCUGUACAUUUUUCUAGUUAACCAUGCUUAAAAUAAAAACAGAAUGAUAUGCUUCAGAAAACACCAUGCACUUUCAUUGUGCAUGCCUGCCAUGUAAUGAACUGAUCCCCUCCAUGCUUCUACCAGGAGACCCAUUUGUUUUCAGAGCUUGUGUCAUUGUAAAAGUUACAUCAAAUAAAAUGCUAUUGAAAAACUCUUAAUUUAAAGCUCAGUUUGAAAGAGCUUAAUAAACGGGUCUGUAAAUAUCUUGA